This is a messenger RNA of Pleurotus ostreatus (oyster mushroom), 843 nucleotides long. RefSeq lists its product as uncharacterized. The transcript has 2 exons. The record is from RefSeq and is a predicted model, not a curated record. Lineage: Eukaryota; Fungi; Basidiomycota; Agaricomycetes; Agaricales; Pleurotaceae. The coding region runs from base 1 to 843 and encodes 280 amino acids.
AUGCCUGCCCGUUGCUUUCAUGCCAACCCUCAGGUUGCUAGUUACGACUACGGUGUGCCUCGAAUCUACACACCUCGGCGGGGGACAGGGCAUCUACCCACCAUACCUGCAUGGCCAACCCUUUCCCCUUUCGGCAACCCAGCGAUGCCCCCUCAUUCGAUGACGAUGACUACUUCGACGCCCUUCGGGCAGGCCAAUCUUACUCUAUUCGGUCCUUCGAGAGAAGAUGGCGCGCCGCUAUGGAUGCCGGGCACAUUUCCACCUAUACCCUACGGCAUCGCAGUCCCAAUCCAGCUUAAUCCCCUGCUUAUCGUCAACCCCAACGACCCCAAUUGUCCACCUCUGCAAUGGGACGUCUCCCGACAACCAGACACAGCUGUCCAAUUCACCGGACGAGAGCUCUACAUGAAACCAGACUUGGACCAGGAAGCGGUUGCCCAAGACGUCCAUCGUAUAGUAAUACAUUCGGGUGCCCCCUCGCUCGCCUCAUGGAUGCAACGUUGGGGUCCGAUCGAGGUGACAAGCGCAGGCAAGAUCACGGCUUACGACGUGCUGAAAGCAGUAUACCAAUACUUGCAAAUACCCUUGACGCCUAGGGAAUACAAGAAAGCGAUCAAGCUUGACCCGGAGAAUGCGCGUCGUUUUCACGAAGCGGCGUACUGGAGGAUCGCAACUUCAUCGCAGAUAGCAUCCGUUGAACAAGCCCAAGGGCUGAAGCGAGUGGACGUGCUAGGAGAUUACAAAUACUUCCGAGGGUUCCGUCCCGUAUGGCAUGAGGGCCUAUGGGUAGUGAUCAUGGAAUUGGGUGCCAGAGGGGUUCCGAAUUACCCAAUGGUAUAUUGA